UCGGAAAGCCAGGACAUCUGCAGGGCCGGCGACACUUGCGUGGAUGGCAUGACCUUUCAGAUUGGAUGCUGCAAAGGCGGUAUGUGAGAUCAUGGGCUGAAUGCAGGAAAUGGUGGAAAGCACUUCUCUCUGCAUACAUGAGCAUUCUUCGACCACGAAAAACGUACAGGCGUGCGAACUUACUGGAAGAUGAGUCAUGUGGAACGUGAUCAAUAUGGCCUUCCCAAGAACUUCAGACGCGAUUGGUUCGAUCUCAUUGAGGACUACGCUCGGAGUGAGGACACAGCAGCAGUCAUGAAAGCACCACGACGUGCGAAGAAGGAGAAAGCAGUGCGAACGCUGGGCGGUGGCCAGAGGACCGAUGGAUCCACAUCACCGGGAACAUCAAAAAGGAUGAGAUGUGCCAUUGAAGAGCUGUCGCAAUCUUUGAAGAGGAUAUGCCAGACGUCGAUGAAGUGCAGCACAUUGUGCACUGAAGCAUUGAACCGGCAUGCUGCUCUCAUGCCAUCUUCCCAACAGCAUUGUACAGCGGUGAUGGCAGCAAAGUUGGAAGAAGGAUGGCAAUUGGUGUCGAAGAUGACUCAAGCUGAAGCCACAGUUCAACAGGAGAUGUCAACAUCGACGGACUACAAGGACGAGUACUUCGACGAGUACUUUGCCCGUUGCGACCGCUCUGAGUGACAGUAGACUCCGUAGUAUGGCCCACCGAUCUCAAUCUUUCAUUGUGACAUGGAAGGACUGUGGAAAUCAUUGCCAUCAACGUAU
Molecule: messenger RNA, 765 nt
Organism: Chara braunii
Lineage: Eukaryota; Viridiplantae; Streptophyta; Charophyceae; Charales; Characeae
Source: the annotation of a GenBank genome assembly